Lotus japonicus is the source of this 1715-nucleotide messenger RNA. Its product is annotated as probable glucan 1,3-beta-glucosidase A. The coding region runs from base 89 to 1603 and encodes 504 amino acids. Gene Ontology annotation, cellular component: cytoplasm; actin cytoskeleton. Gene Ontology annotation, molecular function: hydrolase activity, hydrolyzing O-glycosyl compounds; actin filament binding. Gene Ontology annotation, biological process: cell migration; establishment or maintenance of cell polarity; actin filament bundle assembly. The record is from RefSeq and is a predicted model, not a curated record. The transcript has 8 exons. NCBI's taxonomy places the organism in Eukaryota, Viridiplantae, Streptophyta, Magnoliopsida, Fabales, Fabaceae.
AUUUAGACUCCACUUGAUCUCUAUUCACUAUAUAAUGCUCUAACAAUCUUCCAAAGUUUGAAACAACAUAUCAUAAAGAAAUCUAAACAUGACGAGAUGUAUCAACCUCAAAAUAUGGCUUCUCAACUUGAUUAUCUUCACCAUAUUUGCUAUCACCUAUGGUGGGAGAUUAAAUCAAAAUCCUGAGUUUAAAGUGAGAGCAGUUAACCUGGGUGGUUGGUUGGUCACUGAAGGUUGGAUGAAACCUUCUCUCUUUGAUGGAAUUCCAAAUAAGGACUUCUUGGAUGGAACAGGUCUUCAGUUCAAAUCUGUGACAACUGGAAAAUAUCUGUGUGCUGAGUCUGGUGGAGGAACCAUCCUAGUUGCAAACCGCACAACUGCUUCUGGUUGGGAAACAUUUAAAUUGUGGAGAAUAAACGAGGCUACUUUCAGAUUAAGGGUGUUCAACAAACAGUUUGUGGGGUUAGAUGGGAUUAAAGUGGUUGCUACUUCUUCCAACACUUCUAAGACGUUUCAUAUUAUUAAGGAAAAUGACAAUUCAACCCGUGUUCGAAUCAAAGCAUUCAACGGACAAUUCAUACAGGCAAAGACGGAGGAGCUGGUGACGGCUGAUGUUUCAGAGGUUAAUGGAUGGGAAGAUGAUGACCCAACCGUUUUUGAAAUGACGAUCUCUUCAAGGUUGCAAGGUGAAUUCCAAGUAACAAAUGGUUAUGGUCCAAUAAAAGCUCCACAAGUUAUGAAGGAGCAUUGGAGCACUUUCAUUGUGGAAGAUGAUUUCAAUUUCAUAGCCACUAAUGGACUAAAUGCUGUUAGAAUUCCAGUGGGCUGGUGGAUAGCAAGUGACCCAACUCCACCGUGGCCCUACGUUGGAGGCUCCUUGCACGCACUAGACAAUGCCUUCUUGUGGGCACAGAAAUAUGGAUUGAAAAUCAUCGUUGAUCUUCAUGCUGCACCUGGUUCUCAAAAUGGCUUUCAACAUAGUUCUUCAAGAGAUGGUUCUCAAGAGUGGGGGAAAUCAGAUGAAAGCAUCCAACAAACAGUUAACAUUAUAGACUUCCUAUCUGCAAGGUAUGCAAGAAGUCCAAGUCUUCAUGCAAUUGAGCUCAUAAAUGAGCCUCUCUCACCUGGUGUGACACUAGAGAGUUUGAACAAGUACUACAAGGCUGGUUAUGAAGCUGUGCGCAAACACUCAUCCACAGCUUAUGUGGUGUUAUCAAAUAGGUUAGCAUCGUCAGACCCAAAGGAACUCUUCCCCGUUGCAAAUGGCUUUAUACGAUCUGUGAUUGAUGUCCACUACUACAACAUUUUCGAUGAUGCAUUUGAAAACAUGUCUGCACAACAGAACAUUGAUUUCAUUUACACAAAUCGCUCAUCAGAGUUGAAUUAUAUCACAACCUCAAAUGGCCCUCUAACUUUUGUUGGUGAAUGGGUUGCUGAUUGGCGAGUAAAAAAUGCUACAAAAGAAGACUUUCAAAGAUUCGCAAAGGCCCAGAUAGAUGUUUUUGGACGAUCUACAUUUGGUUGGGCUUAUUGGGCUUUCAAGAAUGCCAACUUGCGUUGGAGUUUGGAAUGGAUGAUCAAGAAUGGCUACGUCAACCUUUAGACGGAAAAAAAAUGCUUGUUGCAAAAAAGAAAACCAUAGGAAAUGUUUUGGACAAAACAAAUAAUAAUGAAAGUUGGGUAUCCACUGUUUUUAAUUAAAUAAUUGCAUAAUA